This is a messenger RNA of Cicer arietinum (chickpea), 991 nucleotides long. RefSeq names its product ubiquitin-conjugating enzyme E2 28-like. NCBI's taxonomy places the organism in Eukaryota, Viridiplantae, Streptophyta, Magnoliopsida, Fabales, Fabaceae. The record is from RefSeq and is a predicted model, not a curated record.
AAUAUACACCUCGGUUCUAAAAAACUACACAUGUUUAUUCGUUAAAAGAACUAUAUUUUUUGAAAGUAUAUUUUCAAAGCGAUUUUGAAAGGUGAAAAAAUAUACUCUCUAAUUAUAUCAUGAUUGAAAGCGGCAAAAAUACAAAGUAAUAUGGCAAACACCCUUUAUUCUUCAAUCUUAUCUUCCUUUCUUGAGGAAUAUAUACUGUACCCACUUCCAUUGGUAAAAAACAGACAAAUGAAACUAUUGCAUUGAUUCCUCUCAAUGUCUCUUCUCCAACACCGACUAUAUGCUCCAUUAAAUAUGCCUGCAUCCUAUUUUGUUUCUUGUAGUAUGCUAGUAAUCUCCAUUCCAUACUAAAAACCACUUAAAUAUGGCUUCCAAGAGAAUACUAAAGGAGCUCAAGGACUUGCAGAGAGAUCCACCCACUUCAUGCAGUGCAGGCCCUGUGGGAGAGGACAUGUUCCACUGGCAAGCAACCAUUAUUGGUCCAAAUGAUAGUCCGUAUGCUGGUGGUGUUUUCCUUGUCACCAUUCAUUUCCCUCCUGAUUAUCCCUUCAAACCUCCCAAGGUUGCAUUCAGGACCAAGGUAUUCCAUCCAAACAUUAACAGCAAUGGAAAUAUUUGCCUAGACAUACUCAAAGAACAGUGGAGUCCUGCUCUCACCAUAUCCAAGGUUCUACUCUCUAUAUGUUCUCUGCUAACAGAUCCAAAUCCUGAUGACCCUCUUGUGCCUGAAAUUGCUCAUAUGUGCAAGACUGACAAAGUUAAGUAUGAGUCCACUGCUAGAAGCUGGACUCAGAAAUUUGCCAUGGGAUAAUAAGAAUCUCUGCCAUCUUGCCUCCUUCAAUACUUUUCUGAAAUGUCCUAACAAAUGUCCUUGAAUUUUUGGCAUUAGUGAACAACAACAUGCAUACAUAUAAGAGUUAUUCUCAAAGUUUGUAUUGGAGCUUGCUCUCUAUGAAUAAAUGCUACACUCUCUUUUGGUUCU